Messenger RNA from Prunus armeniaca (apricot), 246 nucleotides. NCBI's taxonomy places the organism in Eukaryota, Viridiplantae, Streptophyta, Magnoliopsida, Rosales, Rosaceae. The record is from the annotation of a GenBank genome assembly.
AUGGAGUUCCGUCCCCCGGUUGGACUACUCAUCCCUGGACGCGGGGGAGACUCUGCCAAAUUUUUCGUAGGAUGUCUCGGAUUUAGUAAGUGGGCCCGGCAUCGGGGAGAUGUCGGCAUAAACACGGGGUCCGCCCCGGGUUCGGGGGAAAUUCUAGGGCGGGUCCUAUCAUGGUUGGUGUAUUGCAUAGUUUUAGCCAUUGGAUUUCACUCAAACCACCAAAUGACUCCUCCCACCAUAAUAUGA